Zymoseptoria tritici IPO323 is the source of this 3377-nucleotide messenger RNA. RefSeq lists its product as uncharacterized. The transcript has 5 exons. Gene Ontology annotation, molecular function: small GTPase binding. Gene Ontology annotation, biological process: protein import into nucleus. Gene Ontology annotation, cellular component: nuclear envelope; cytosol. The record is from RefSeq and is a predicted model, not a curated record. The coding region runs from base 1 to 3159 and encodes 1052 amino acids. NCBI's taxonomy places the organism in Eukaryota, Fungi, Ascomycota, Dothideomycetes, Mycosphaerellales, Mycosphaerellaceae.
AUGGACGCUGCCGGUCUGAGGAGCCGCAUUCAGGCCACGCUUGAUGCAAAUGCGGACGUUCGCCGGCAGGCAGAGCAGGAGCUGAAGGCGGCAGAGGAGACUACUGGAUUCUUGGACGCACUUCUGAAUAUCCUGGAGGGGGAGCAGGACAACGGCAUUCGCUUGUCAACUGCCGUCUACUUCAAGAACCGCGUCAACAAAGGUUGGGCCAAGCUCGAUGAUGGCCCACCUCCGACCUCCACCGCAAUCGCCGAUAACGAGAAGGCUGCCGUCCGCUCGCGUCUCGUCCCCGUGAUCGCAUCCGCCCAACCCAACAUCCGCCCACAGUUGAUCGUUGCUCUGCAAAAGAUUCUGCAUUGCGACUUUCCCAAGCAGUGGCCCGACUUCGUGGAUAUCACGAUCAAACUGCUCAGCGCGCAAGAUGUGCCGUCUGUGUUUGCAGGGCUUCAGUGUCUACUCGCAAUAUGUCGGACAUACCGCUUCAAAUUGGGAGACAGUCGGCAGGACUUUGACAAGAUUGUGGAGGCCACUUUCCCGCAGCUCUUGAGCAUUGGAAACAGCUUGGUGAACGAGGAUAGCUUGGAGGCGGGUGAGAUGCUACGACAUGUGCUGAAGGCGUACAAGCAUGCGAUUUACCUGGAGCUGCCGAUGCAGUUGCGAUCACAUCAAUCGAUGGUGGACUGGUGCACGCUAUUCUUACGGGUUGUAUCCAAGGAUCCGCCGCAGAAUUCGAUGCUGGAAGAUUUGGACGAGCGGGAGCUGAAUCACUGGUGGAAGUGCAAGAAGUGGGCAUACGUCAAUCUGAACAGACUGUUCGUGCGGUAUGGCAACCCGGCGAGCUUGCAGAAGGGCAACGGCGAGGACUACACGGUGGUUGCCAACAGCUUCAUCAAGACUUUCGCGCCGGAGAUUCUGAAGGGCUACCUUGCUCAAGUCGAGAAGUGGGUGCAAAAGCAGUCGUGGCUGAGCAAGCCCUGUCUGUCGUAUACGCUGGGCUUCUUGGAUGAGUGUGUCAAGCCAAAGGCAAUGUGGGAUCAUCUCAAGCCUCACAUGCCAGUUCUCAUUGAGCAUCUGUUGUUCCCAGUACUCUGCCAAAGCGACGAGGAUCUGGAGCAAUUUGAGGACGAGCCAGCAGAGUACCUUCACCGCAAGCUCAACUUUUACGAGGAGGUUUCAGCGCCUGACGUUGCAGCGACAAACUUCCUGGUAACUCUCACCAAGGCACGGAGGAAGCAGACAUUCGAAGUGCUCAACUUCAUCAACAACAUCGUCAACAAGUACGAGGCGGCUCCUGAAGACCAGAAGAACCCACGUGAGAAGGAGGGAGCUCUACGGAUGAUUGGUACUCUCGCGAAUGUCAUUCUCGGGAAGAAGAGUCCGAUCGCCGACCAGGUCGAGUAUUUCUUUGUACGACAUGUCUUUCCCGAAUUCCGGAGUCCGCAUGGCUUCCUUCGUGCACGAGCUUGCGACACCCUGGAGAAGUUCGAGUCGCUGGACUUCAAGGACCCGAAUAACCUCAGCAUCAUCUACCGCAACAUCCUGGAGUCCAUGGCCGAUCCUGCAUUACCAGUGCGCGUAGAGGCUGCACUUGCUCUCCAACCUCUCAUCCGCCAUGACCCAAUUCGAGUCAUGAUGCAGCAGAACAUACCUCAGAUCAUGCAACAGCUCCUCAAGCUGGCAAAUGAGGUCGACGUCGAUGCUCUGGCCAACGUGAUGGAGGACUUCGUUGAGGUCUUCGCUGCCGAACUUACACCGUUCGCCGUGGCCCUUAGCGAGCAGCUGCGCGAUACGUAUGUGAGGAUUGUGCGCGAACUCAUCGAGCGGAACAGCUCAAAGGAGGGUGAAGACGGCUACGGCGACUUCUUGGACGACAAGAGCAUCACCGCGCUGGGUGUUCUACAAACCAUCGGCACUUUGAUCCUUACCUUGGAGAGCACACCGGACGUCCUCGCACACCUGGAAACCAUUCUCAUGCCCGUCAUCACCAUCACCCUCGAACACAAACUCUACGAUCUUUACAACGAGGUCUUUGAGAUCAUCGACUCUUGCACAUUUGCCGCAAAGGUUAUCUCACCUACCAUGUGGCAGGCUUUCGAGCUCAUCCACCGGACGUUCAAGUCUGGCGCCGAGCUUUAUCUCGAAGACAUGCUCCCUGCUCUGGAGAACUUUGUCAACUACGGCUGGCAGGCGCUUCUGCAAAACCCUGCAUAUCUCGAUGCAAUUGUCGACAUGGUCCGAACCAUCUUCAAGGAUGACAAAGUUGGUGGGGUGGACAGAAUUUGUGGUUGCAAAUUGGCAGAGAUCCUGAUGCUUAACUUGAAGAACGGCAUCGAUCACUACAUCCCCGAAUUCAUUCAGCUCGCCAUGACUGUCCUCACCAGCGAGGAGCUCAAGGUCAAGUCGUAUAAGACACACUUGAUGGAGAUGGUCAUCAACGCCAUCUACUACAACCCACGCCUGGCCCUGAAUGUGCUUGAAGCUAACAACUGGACGAACGUUUUCUUCAGCAAGUGGUUUGGCAGCAUCGAUAGCUUCACCAGGGUUCACGACAAGAAGCUGUCCAUCGGCGCGAUUACAGCGUUGCUCACAUUGCGGGGCGAUGAGGUUCCACAGAGCGUGCAACAAGGGUGGCCUAGACUGCUACAGGGUAUUGUGCGUCUGUUCCAGACUCUUCCCGCCGCUCUGAAGAACAGAGAAGAGGCGCAGCAGGAGGACGACUUCGGUCUCAGUGGCGACUACGACGACGAAGAAGAGGAAGAAGAGUGGGAAGGCGAAGAUUGGGAGGCCGAAGAGACCGAAGAGACCACCGAUGUCAAAGACGAAAGCACGGCUUACCUCGAUUUCCUCAGCCAGCAGGCUAGCAAAUUCAACACUGUGCUGGGUGACGACGACGGAGACGACGAGCUCGAGGAAGAGAGCCUGCUCGAGACACCGCUGGACAACAUGGAGCCGUAUGGUCUAUUCAAGGCCACUCUUGAGACCAUGUCCCAACAGCAACCACAGUUCUACAAUCAGCUCACCGCCAUGCUCGGUCCGGAAGAGCAGCAAGUCAUCAAGGCUGCCCUUGAACAGGCGGACAAGAUCGCCCAGCAACAACAGCAGCAGCACGCAGCAGCUGAAGGUGCUGCUGCACCGCAGCCUGCCAACGGCACGAGCUGAAAGGCUGAAGUGAGUCAACUGAUGUUCUCCCGAAAAUCUAGCGACCGCAUGGCAGGGUGGCUGGCUCGAGCAUGUAGGAGGUCGUGAUCACGAAGGCUCAGCCGGCACAGCUGCACCGAUUUGAGCGAUGAGUGACGUUGCGAACUUCGCUAUUCUGUAGAUUUCUCCGUUCCACGAGCGCAGCGCUUUUCGGCCUUUCGCUUUACUCUGUCCUUGCU